Messenger RNA from Octopus bimaculoides (California two-spot octopus), 1564 nucleotides. RefSeq lists its product as uncharacterized. The record is from RefSeq and is a predicted model, not a curated record. NCBI's taxonomy places the organism in Eukaryota, Metazoa, Mollusca, Cephalopoda, Octopoda, Octopodidae.
AUAAAUAAUACUCACAGAAAAGCAUCUAACAUGCUGUUUAUUGAGAUCUCUGGGUGAGACUUAGACAAACCUCGUAUAAAACAAUGCAACAACAGCAACAAAAACUAGCAAAAUGCCAACAACAGAAUGUAUAGACAUGUUAUAUACAUCACAGAUAUAUGGGUAUGUUUUCAAAGGUAGGGCUACGUACAAAUAGUCAAGGCCAGUAACAUUUGGGGUAUAACGAUGUAACACCACGUACUAAUCUUCACACAGCCACAUUUUGAGACGAUGUAUGCUUGAAUGUAACUUAAAGUUAUUUUUGCAAAAUCAGAUUGUUUCGGAAAAUAUCCAACUCAAUCGUAUUCUUUGUGAUACAGAUUAUACAUUUCCAGUAUGCUUAAGGCUACAAAGUUUUCCGAAAUUGAACAAGGGAAGAUUCUUGUACUGAAUAACCGGAGGAUUGCCGAUAAAAUUCGGCGAAACAGAACGCCAGUGGACGAUUUUCUGAAAGAUCCUGAUGGAUACAACGGGGUUCAUGCCGGUGGACUUUCCAAGGUUACAUCAGAAAGGAAUGAAAGGGCCAUUGUCAGAGCUGUGAAGAAGUCACGCUGCUCUUCUGUUUUCAAAAUCAAGGCAUCAGCAGGAGUAGGAGCCUCAAUAUCUACCAUAAGAAGAGUGAUUUUGAACCAUUGUUUCCACCCGAAAAAGCAGCUGAGACGUCCGUUAUUGUCUCCUUCCCACAAAGCUCUUAGAUUGAUGUUCGCUCGGCAGUAUCAGACGUCAGAUGGUGAAUGGACCGGGUUUCUUUUCUCUGAUGAGAAAAAAGAAAAAGGGAUUUGGAUGGCCCCGACAGUUAUAAUUAUUACUGGGCAGAUAAAUGCAUACAAAAUUCUACUUAUUCCACGUGGCAGAACAGCAGAGGAGGUCAUAGUGCGGGGAACAAUUUUUGCCAAUGGGAAGCUGCCACUUGUCAUCAUGUAUAGCCGUUUCAAUGCUACAUGAUACAUCGAUAUGUUGGACGGGGCUCACACUGAACAAAGACGGAGGAAGGAGAACUUCAUAUUUCAACAGAACAAUGCACCUAUUCAUAAAGCAAAGGCAACUUUGGAUAUCUUCGAUGCAAUUGGAUUUGAAGUCAUAUCAUGGCCUGUAAGAAGCCCCGACUUUAGCCCUGGAGAGAAUGAUUGGCGAUAUGUCACGAAUGUUGUAUACAACGAAAGCAAGCAGUAUUCUGUUAAUGAACUCGAAGCGCCACAUAAAUAAGCACGUAAAAUAUAGGUGCCUUUCUGAAAAGCACAGCUCUACGAUGUGAAUCUCUUCGUUGCUCAACAAGGAUCCUGGAAGCACUGGAAAGGCUAAACUUUAAAGUGCAGUUAAAUCAUUAAUACCACUUCCCAAACAGGCUCAUUAUGGUAUACACCGAUGAAAGAUUGAUUCCCAGCCAUUUCCCUAUAAAGAAAUGUAUAUGUUCAUACUUGUACCACGAAUACUGAAGUUAAUAUUUUAGGCGAAUAAAAUUAUUUGAUUCUAAACAACUGCUUCUCACCACAACAUGUAAUAUCAAAAAAAAAAAAAAAGAAAA